Fusarium venenatum is the source of this 1302-nucleotide messenger RNA. NCBI's taxonomy places the organism in Eukaryota, Fungi, Ascomycota, Sordariomycetes, Hypocreales, Nectriaceae. The record is from RefSeq and is a predicted model, not a curated record.
AUGCUACCAUGCCAACCCACUUCAGCUUGGCUGGAUACCCAAUUUGCUUUGCUUCCUCCCCGGCUCACUAGCGCCUCUAAGCCUGCUGGCCUGAGCAAGGCGGUGGAGCUAUCUCAGGGGCCGCCACCUCAACCUCCCUCUCAAUACCAACCUUCCCAGUACCACCAACCUUCCCACUACCAACCACCUCCCAAAUUCCAAACUUCUCACACUCACGUAGAGAUCGACACCCACCGUCAUCCCUACUACUCCACCCCCAUUGAUCUCGCUGAACGUGAAUACCGCCAGCGUUACCGCCCUGCCCAAGCUUUUUCCACAGAAGACCCUUCUUCCCACUCUCAUCCUCACUACCAACCUCAAGACAACUUCAAAGCCAACAACUACACCGUUGAAGGCCGACCCGCUCCCCAAUUCCAUUCCUCUGAGAAGACUGAAAUCAACAAGUUUACUGUUGACGAACACUCCUCUCGCCCUCAGUACAACCACACCGAGAAGACCGAAUUCAACAACUACACUGUUGACAGCCGAUCUUCCCGUCCUCAAUACAACACCUGUGAGAAGACUGAGAUCAACAAUUUCACUGUUGACGCCCGCUCUUCCCAGCCACGGUACCGCGACACCAAGACAACUCAAGUCAACAGCUACGCCGUUGACAAGCCCGUUUCUCGUCCAUCUUACAAGAAGGACGUGAGAUUUACUGAACAAACCGUCGAAGCUUCAAAGUCCGACAAGUCCAAGAUGGGUUACUACGACGACGAGGGUUCUUUCCGCAACGGCGGCAUCCACAAGCUCGGUGACAAGUCCCGCGACAUUGAGGUUGACAUUCGCGAGACUUCUCGUCCUGCCAAUGACUGCGCUCCCAACACCGUCAGCAUCCCCUGCCACCACAUCCGUCUGGGUGAUUUCCUCAUGCUCCAGGGCCGCCCCUGCCAGGUCAUCCGCAUCUCCACCUCCUCUGCCACUGGCCAGUACCGCUACCUUGGUGUCGACCUCUUCACCAAGCAGCUUCAUGAGGAGUCUUCUUUCAUCUCCAACCCUGCCCCCAGCGUUGUCGUUCAGUCCAUGCUCGGCCCUGUCUUCAAGCAGUACCGUGUCCUCGAUAUGCAGGAGGGUCAGAUCGUUGCCAUGACCGAGACUGGCGACGUCAAGCAGGGUCUCCCUGUCAUUGACCAGUCCAACCUCUACUCUCGCCUCCACAACGCUUUCGAGUCCGGUCGUGGCUCUGUUCGCGUCCUCGUCCUCAACGACGGUGGCCGUGAGCUUGCCGUUGACAUGAAGGUCAUCCACGGCUCUCGCCUGUAA